CCCGGCGGCUCAGAUCCUUACCAGGCUAGACGAUGACGACGGGUCAGCGGCUGGGUUUGAGACGCAAGAAGAGCCGCAGGAAAUGCCCGAGGGUCGAGAACAUACCCCGGAAGAGGAACUUGAUGGCGAUACUCCCCAGUAUCUCGUCGUGGUCAUGCACAGGUGUAAUACAGAGAGGGUGUCCCCGGAACUCCAGGAUCUCGCGGUCGAGGAUGCGAUCGAUUAUAGUGCCAUAGACCACUCCCAAACCGCGAGAGAUGAUUUGGUCGGGACUGAGCGCCCGGCUGGCCCACGUUCUAUUGUCCAGCCGCAGACAUCUGACGCCCAGGUGCACGCGGAUACCAACGUAACGGGUCAAGCAAGUGCCUGCGAUUACUAUGCCCAGCCUGCGAUGCUGUGGGAAGAUGCUGGAAGCCCGGUAACCGUGUCGCGGCUGUGUCCGCCUUGGACUGGAACACUGUCACUUCUAAGCGACGGGCGCCAACAGCCGAGUCCCGGCCAAACAGGACCUCCCAUGAAACCGCCUCCCCGCCCUCCGAUUGCCAAAGCCUGUGAUUCUUGCCGCGCCCGGAUAGAUGACGGAUUAACUCGUCUGGCGUGCCCCUUCUUCAAACAUGACCCCCUGGCGCACUUGGACUGUGCCAAAAUCGGGAAGGAAAACAUAGCGAAGAUGGAUGAGCACGUCAAGCGCAAGCAUAAACGCAACGUCUCCAUGACCAAGAGGCCUCUUGGCAACAACCGGAAAUGGUAUUUACUCUGGUCUAAGCUUUUCGACAAUGCCCCGGAACCAGCGUGUCCGUAUUUACACCCGGCGGACGAUCUCCAGGAUGUAUUUGCAGAAAGGGGCCUCGAUGGCGGAAGUGAAUGCCCGGCAUACGUCGGACAGUAGAGGUACCAGAGGAGCGGAACGUUGUACCAGACACGGCUCCUUUGAACGUGUCCCACCAGCCUGAGGAUCUUGCGGGCGGUAUCUACUCAACAAGGGAGCCCCCAAGCGACGACAACGACCAAUAUUCCGUUGACCUUUCUGACGUCUGGAUGGACUUUGGAGCCUAGCGUGGGUUAGGUGACUGGCAGAUGCGGGCGGGACGUUACAAUCGACAACUACAACCACCUAAAUUGGUUACAGAUGGUGAAGGGUUCGUCGUAGAGGAGUGGGGUGCCAUUCUAGAAAUGGCGUCUUUCUACGGCCUCGAUGCAAUAUAUGCAACGACAUUGGCGAGUGUUCCCACGGAAGGUUACCGCGGUGUGGCAUGUACAUAGCGAGG
Messenger RNA from Durotheca rogersii, 1268 nucleotides. RefSeq lists its product as uncharacterized. The record is from RefSeq and is a predicted model, not a curated record. The coding region runs from base 83 to 889 and encodes 268 amino acids. The transcript has a single exon. NCBI's taxonomy places the organism in Eukaryota, Fungi, Ascomycota, Sordariomycetes, Xylariales, Xylariaceae.